This is a messenger RNA of Podarcis lilfordi (Lilford's wall lizard), 9773 nucleotides long. The record is from the annotation of a GenBank genome assembly. NCBI's taxonomy places the organism in Eukaryota, Metazoa, Chordata, Lepidosauria, Squamata, Lacertidae.
CGCAGGGGAUUAGCAACUUGUCCCACCGUGCAGUCAAGUAGUUUCUUUUGCUUCUCCCCCUCCCCCAACACGCCGCCCCUCAUUGGCUUUUUUAUUUUUUCCCCCUUCCCUAUGUGGAGGACGAAUAUUCCUCCCCUUUCCCCGGCCGCCUGGCCCUUUAAGGAGGCCCCUUUAAUUCCUUUCUCUGGCUCUUGCCUCCUUGUUUGGCCAUUCGGGGCCCACCCCUUCUCCUCCAAGAGAGGGGGAGCAAGGCUGCAAGGUGAGGAGGGGGAAGGGGAAGGAGGGGGGGCUGGGAAACUCAGAGCUGGGAGGGGGGGCCAAGGGUGCCUCUUUGCCGCUUGCUCGCGAGGAAGAAAGGAGCGUGCAAAAGGGGGCAGAGGAGGGUAAGCCAAAGAGGAGGAGGGUGGGGAUGGUAUUGUCUGCUCCCGGCUGUGAAUGGGAAGUGGGGAAGACUUGCAAAAAAAAGGGGGGGGCGGGUGGUGGGGGAAAAAGAGAAAAAGAAAGAGCUCCUUUGCACUUGCUUGCUAGCAAAGGGGGUGUGUGAAAAGGGCGGGCGGUGGGCGUUUCGAAAACCUUGCAGAAAGGCGCUUUUUUCUCUCUCUUUUUGGGGAAAUUUUAAAUAGGAGAAAAUGCACGCGCUGCUUGUACAGUGGUACCUCGGGUUACAGACGCUUCAGGUUACAGACGCUUCAGGUUGCAGACUCCGCUAACCCAGAAAUAGUGCUUCAGGUUAAGAACAGAUAUCGUGCAGCGGCAGCGCAGCGGCAGCAGGAGCCCCCAUGAGCUAAAGUGGUGCUUCAGGUUAAGAACAGUUUCAGGUUAAGUACGGACCUCCGGAACGAAUUAAGUACUUAACCCGAGGUACCGCUGUAUUAUCGCGCGAUGCCACACGCGGGAGCGUGGGAAGCUUUAUUCCUUGCCAAAAACCAAAAAAACCCACCACCGGGGUGCAAAGGAAGGAGCAGCGUUGGUGCGCCUCAGUCGCCUUAGCUCGCAUCACCACGCUGGAUGGGUGUGAACGGGAGAGCUGGGGAGGGAGAGAGGUAGGUUGGCAGGCCGUUUCACACGUUGCGUGUAGGAGAUUUUCCAGCGUUUGCUUGCAGGUGCCUUGGAGACCCAUUAGCUUUGGAGAAACGAAACCACCCACCACAUAAUGAUCCGCAUAGAGUUUAAUCACUUUCUCUCUAAACCCCCCAAUCGCUCACAUGCUUUCUCUGUGCAGAACGUGAAUGCAGCAAACAGCAUUUUUAAAAAAAACAACAUUUGUGGAGUUAAUUGCAUCUCUCUGCUUGCACGUGCAUCUAUUUCACAAUGCGUUCAUGUGCUGGAAAGCCCGGUUCAGCUGCUGGUUCCCAGCAAAUGAACUCUCUUUGAACACACGGUUCAGACAUCUUACGGGCUGAAAGAUGAGAUGAAAGUGGAAGCGUAAGUUUUCGAAAUCACAGUGGUGACGGACCUACAUCUGCGUCUCUCUUUUUCAGUGUAACGUGUGAACUAAGAUUUGGAAAGGGAGGCCGGAUAAAUGGGUGUUACUGUACUGGUGCACUGAUCUCAAAAGAGGAAGUUAAAGAAAAUGAUGAACAUCUUAAUAUACAGAACUGCCUUUUUUGUCAGCUUCAGGUGAUUUGCCAGCUUAGACGUUAUCUGGAGAAAACAGAUCUGGCUUCAUUUGCUUUCACCCUGGUUACAUCCAGAUUAGACUACUUCAUGUGCUCUGCGUGGGGCUUCUAUUAAAGGCGGCUUGAAAAUUCAAGCAUCACCUGGCCGCUUGGCGGGCCAGUCGAUUGGAGCAUAUAGCACAAAUUCUGUACUGGUCUUUCCAUGUCCAGUUGAAAGUGCUGGUGGUUCCAUUUAAAGCUCUAAAUCAUUUGGGACCCAGGUUAUCUGAAGAGCUGCCUGCAUCUUGGUUCUUUGUACUGGCUUUUCCAGGUUGUAGAAUUGUCCAACUUCCCAACCACCUGCUGCUCAUGGCAAGCCAUAACACUGGCAGGAGCUGAGCUGGCCCAGGGUCUUCUGCAUCCCAAACCCAUUGCUGUCAUUUGGCUGAUGUAGCCUGGAGCAGGCUUUUGCCCAAACCUUGCACCCUGAUUGGUAUAGGUACCUCACAAUUUAUCUUACGUAUGUUCUGUCCGAAGGUUACCCUGUUGCCUAUCCCUGUUAAUGUGAUAUCAAUUGCUGCCAGUUGCUGGAAUUUGCAGGAGGGGAGAGUCUGUUGCGCUCAGGUCUUGCUUGCUGGUUUCCCAUGGGACCGCCUCUCCCGAUAUGCCCACAGAGGACCUUAAGGUCCGUAAAUAGCAACACCCUAGAGGUCCUGGGCCCUAAGGAAGUUAGAUUAGCCUCAACCAGAGCAGGGCCUUCUCAGCACUGGCUCCGGCCUGGUGGAACGCUCUGUCUCAUGAGCCCAGGGCCCUGCAGGAUCUGAUUUCUUUCUGCAGGGCCUGUAAGACAGAGUUGUUCCUCCUGGCCUUUGGCUUGGAAUCACCUUGAUUCCCUCCCCCCCUUUCUUUUUUCCUUUCUCCUCCUGUGAUGAGGCUGCAUUUUAAGGUUUUAAUGUUGUACAGUGGUACCUCAGGUUACAUACGCUUCAGGUUACAGACUCCGCUAACCCAGAAAUAGGGUUAAGCACUUUGCUUCAGGAUGAGAACAGAAAUCGUGCUCCGGCGGCGCAGCGACAGCAGGAGGCCCCAUUAGCUAAAGUGGUGCUUCAGGUUAAGAACAGUUUCAGGUUAAGAACGGACCUCCGGAACGAAUUAAGUACUUAACUUGAGGUACCACUGUAUUUUGAUCUUGUUUUUUAAGUUGUAUUUCAAUCAACUUGUUUUUAUUAUUGGUUGUUAGCUGCCCUGAGCCCGGUCUUGGCUGGGGAGGGCAGGGUAUAAAUAAAAUUUAUUAUUUAUUAUUAUUAUCUGUUCAGCCACUGUGAGAACAGGAGGUGGACUAGAAGGGCCAAUUGCCUGAUCCAGCAAGCUCUUCUAAUGUUCCUAAUUGCCUCUCAGUCCAAAGGCUGUUGAUCCUUCAAUAUUGUAGCACAACAUUUUCCGCUCUUUCUUUUCAGUGUCUCGGCCUCCUGCCCUCCUGGGCCUGCCUCUUCCGCGUCUUCCUUCCCUCUCCACACACAGCCUGACCCUCUUCUCCUUCCCGUGAGGACUGAUGGCAUCUGGCGUCGAGCUUCUUCGCUUCCAGCUCCCCGGCCACGAGGCGGCCACCCUUCGCAACAUGAACCAGCUCCGCUCGGAGGAGCGCUUCUGCGAUGUCACCAUCGUGGCCGACAGCCUCAAGUUCCGCGGUCACAAGGUCAUCCUGGCUGCCUGCUCCCCUUUCCUGAGGGACCAGUUCCUCCUCAACCCUUCCUCUGAGCUCCAGGUCUCCCUUAUGCACAGCGCCAAGAUCGUGGCCGACCUGCUCCUCUCCUGCUACACCGGCGCCCUGGAGUUUGCCGUCAGAGACAUCGUCAACUACCUGACCGCCGCCAGCUACCUGCAGAUGGAGCACGUGGUGGAGAAGUGCCGGAAUGCCCUGUCCCAGUUCAUCGAGCCCAAAAUCAGCCUCAAGGAAGACUCGGCAAAGUUCGGAGGCCACCGGAGGUCCAAGUCCCCUAGCGUAGUUGGCUGCUCCACCUCGUCCCGCAAAGAACAUUCACGCAAGAGGUUUGCUGAAGAAUCUGCUUUCAUCUGAUCCUUCCCCCCCCCAAUAAGUCCGCAAAAAAAUCGGUCCACUUGAGCUCACAUUACCUGCCUUAAUCAAGUUCCUUCCUGAAAGAAGAAAUAAAAUAAAAUAAAAAAGAAAACCAACUUUUGGGGAAGGUUCCCCGCCUGGUCACCUGGAGGUGUUUUCUUGCCCACCACAGGUGACCAAGGCAAGCGGUUUAAUGAUAAUAUUUGUUUAAAUGUGCAGUAAGGAAUGCUUUGGGUAAGUAAGGCAAUAGCACCAUUUUCUGGUAGGCAGUGAAAUAAGCACACCACCUGCUUUAAUUUUCAGUUAAUCUGAGCUAAUUAACCUGUUUUGACUAAACAAACACCUGUUCACCUGCUCAGGAUCGCCAGUAACAAGUGGGCAAGUUUUCCAGUGCGCUAAUUCCAACCUAUAGAUAUGGGAGAUGGUCGGUAGCUCAGCAGUGGAGCCCGGUUUUUCUGCGUGGGAGGUUUUGCAUUCAGCGACCUGACUUCUUGACCUAGAAGUAGUCCUGGGAAAUGUCCUCUGCCCAAGACCUUGGAGAAAUGCAGCCAAUUAGUGGAAGGUGAAGGCAGGGUAGGGAGGUUCUCCCAGGUUGUGAGGCUGGAGGAAGAGGGGGAAGCUCCCAGGUAAGAGCUGGGAGGGUUCACUUUUCUGUGUGUGGAAUAAGGAUUAAGAUAUAGUUGCAACAGAGGGCCUGGUGUUUGUUUUUUAUUCUUUUCAUUCUUUAAUCUCUUGUUUAUUCUUGCUUCUUUCCUGUUACGUUGAAAAUUCAUGAUAAAAAUUGAUUUUAAAAAGAGAAAUGCAGCCAAUCAGAACCACUGGCCUCAAAUCCCUCCGACUCUACCAUGCCUGACAAACUGUGCCUGAUGAGAGUUUAUAGUCCCAGCAACAUCUGAAGGGCCAGAGGUUUCCCACCCUGGCCUAGAUCAGCCAACAGUCCAAUGCAUGUACAGUCAUACCUUGGUUUUCGAACAGCUUAGUUCUCGAACGUUUUGGCUCCCGAAUGCCGCAAACCCAGAAGUGAGUGUUCCGGUUUGCGAACUAUUUUUGGAAGCCGAACGUCCGACGGGGCUUCCACAGCUUCUGAUUGGCUGCAGGAGCUACCUGCAGCCAGUCAGAAGCCGCGCUUUGGUUUCCGAACGUUUUAGAAGUUGGACGGAAUUCCGGAACAGAUUCCAUUUGACUUCCGAGGUACGACUGUAUAAGUGAUUCCUCGUGAUGGUUCUCUGCCACCGUUGCACUAAUUUGUGUCUUUGUGUCUGGCAGGUCCAUGCCGCGGCCCAUCAAGCUGGAGUUCCCGAUGGAGGAAGAUCUGGAGAUGAAGGCGGAGGACGAGGACGAGGAGCAGGACGACGACUACGGGGACGAUGACGCCGUCUCCGACAUCUGCAUCGUGAAAGUGGAGUCCGCCCUGGAGGUGGCGCAGCGGCAGAAGAAGCAGCAGGCUGGCACCACGUGGAGCAAAGAUAUGUCCCCUCAGCAGAGCUGGAGCAAAGAACCUUCACCCCAGCAAGCUUGGGGCAAAGAGUCUUCUCCGCCACCCGGCUGGAGCGAGGACGCGUCCGGAGACCAGGAAGAACCUCAGGUCAACUCGACGGUGGCGGAGGCCAUGGGCUCCCCUCCAGAGACGACCCCGGAGAAGUCCCAGCAAGGGGUGGUGAAGGCUUCCUACAGCCUCUCGGAGGACGCUGAGGGCGAAGGCCUUCUCAUCAUCCCCGGCGGAGGCUACUUGGAGGAGACCAGCGAGGCGGCGGCUGUUGCAGCAGAAUGCCAGAGCAGCGGCGGAGGGAUGGGGCUGGUGCUGGCCGGACUGAGCGGGCGGCCUUUCUCCACCUUCCCUUCGGCAGGGAGAGGCGGCGGUUCGGGGACGCCGGGGGGCGGCGGCGGCUCGCGGAUAAUCCGCUGCACCAAGUGCGAGGAGGUGUUCCAGGGGGUGGAGAAGCUGGUCUUCCACAUGCGGGCGCACCACUUCAUCUUCAUGUGCCCCCGCUGCGGCAAGCAGUUCAACCACAGCAGCAACCUCAACCGGCACAUGAACGUCCACCGGGGCGUCAAGUCGCACUCGUGCACCAUCUGCGGCAAGUGCUUCACCCAGAAGUCCACGCUGCACGACCACAUGAACCUCCACAGCGGCGAGAGGCCGUACCGCUGCUCCUACUGCGACGUCCGCUUCGCCCACAAGCCCGCCAUACGGCGCCACCUCAAGGAGCAGCACGGGAAGACCACGGCCGAGAACGUCAUGGAGGCCAACGUGACCGAAAUCAACGUCCUCAUUCGCUGAGGGAGGAGGAGGAGGAAGAGGCGGAGUCGCGGCGGCAGGAAGUGGAAAGGGAGGGGACUCCUGAGCUCCAAGGGAGGGAAGCGGGGGUGUAGCGGUUAGAAUGUGGGGGCUGCGAGCCAGGAACCCCUUGAGGGUUGUUUUUUGGGGGUAGGGACUAGGUUUAGUGUCUUAGUUUGCUAGAGGGAUGGAAUUCCUGGAUUAUUUGGAAGGGAAUGAGGGUGGGCAGGGAUAGAGGAUUAGAGAAGCGUAAAUCACGUGGGAAGCGUUGCUCCUGGGUUGCCCGGGAGGUGUGGGGUGGGGGUCUAGUUAGUGAGGGGAGGGAGCUGUGAGGAUACCGGAUUGUUUGGAUCUGUUCUCUUCUUCCGCAGUGCCCCAUCCCUCUGUCCUUUGUGCCCAGUUACCAGAAACCACUACCUCUUUUAUAGCCCGGACCUAUCUCAGCAGCCAAAGAACUACUUUAAAAGGCCAUUGAAGAAACAACACGGUGUCUGUAGGGAGGGUGAAUUGCAUCAAGAGACAGCAAGCACUGCCCUAAGCCUGUCCCCCUUUGUCCUUCAGUAACUACGCAGAGCUGGGUGGGUGCAAAAUCACCCAGGAGCCUGCAGAGGGGAGCCAGAUGUGGCCGUAAGCCUCCCCGUGACUGUAGCUGUGACAGGGAAGUUGGCAGUGAUCUUAUUCUCCCAUGUCAAUUCGCCGCGAGAGCCAGACCCCUACACACGCACAUGCACACAAAAGUCUCUACUGUGUAGUUUGACUUCAGAAAUUGGGGCACAUUUUGAUCCAGAUACUGAGAAGCCAGUACCGUGGUACCUCGGGUUACAUACACUUCAGGUUACAUACGCUUCAGGUUACAGACUCCGCUAACCCAGAAAUAGUACCUCGGGUUAAGAACUUUGCUUCAGGAUGAGAACAGGAAUCGUGCAGCGGCAGUGGGAGGCUCCAUUAGCUAAAGUGGUGCUUCAGGUUAAGAACAGUUUCGGGUUAAGAACGGACCUCCGGAACAAAUUAAGUACUUAUCCCGAGGUACCACUGUAAUUCUGUGAGGAACUGCCAGAGCGGGGCGGGACAGCAGGGUUUGAGCAUAUUCUGCACCGUGUAAGUAUGGAAUCUCAACCUUCAAUACUUUAAACAAACAAGGAAGUUACUAGUCUUUAUGGCUGUGAACAUAUGUUUGGAAUCUGAUAGCAGCAGUGACAGGAAGCUGGGAGAACACCAGGAGGCAGGACUUCCUCUGAUCAGAGAGUGGACUUCCGGGGCAGACCUCCUCGCGCCUUUCGAUUAGCAGCAGCAAAAAAAUGAAUGACACAAAAAUAAACCAGUGAAGCCCUUUACUUUGUAUAAGUCUGCUCAGGUCACAAGGUCUUGCUUUCCUUGGUGCAAAAUGUGGAUUGACCGCUACUUCUUUUCUCAAAUCACAGAGAAUAAACAACACCGCGAAGAAGGAAACCUUUAGAAACCCAAUGUGAGAUGCAGUCGUGCCUUAGUUUCCAAACAGCCUAGUUCUCGAAUGUUUUGGCUCCUGAACAAUCGAAACCCAGAAGUGACUGUUCAAAGUUUGCAAACUAUUUUUGGAAGCCGAAAGUCCAAUGGGGCUUCCGCGGCUUCCGAUUGGCUGCAGGAGCUUCCUGCAGCCAAUCAGAAGCUGCGAUUUGGAAGUCGAACUGACUUCCGGAACGGAUUCCAUUCGACUUCCAAGUUACGACUGUAUUGGCUAAUGCAGGGAUGGAAAACCUGGAGCUUGUGGGAUCUCCUCGUUUAAAAAAGGAGGUAAGAUCCCAAAGCCCACUGACCAGAGCCAGAUGCAAAAUAGUGGAUUGGAGCAAGAAGCCAGUUAGGAGCGUACAAAGAUUCCUCCUGGAUCGGACCAAUGACCCAUCUGCCUCCACAUCCUCCUCUCACAGUGGCCAACUACAUGCUGUCCCCCAUAAAUUGGGAUGCAAUGACCUGUGUAUACAAGUGCGUUGUCAGAAUCCCUCCUUACUCCUGCUUAGAGCCCUUUAUAAAAAUGCAGUGGGAGGAACAGAACUGUUGUGUCUCAAGAUUUAGGGCAGGGGUAGGCAAACUAAGGCCCAAGGGACGGAUCCAGCCCAAUCGCUUUCUCAUUCCGGCCCGCGGAAGGUCCGGGAAUCAGCGUGAUUUUACAUGAGUAGAAUGUGUCCUUUUAUUUAAAAUGCACCUCUGGGUUAUUUGUGGGGCAUAGGAAUUCAUUCAUUUCCCCCCUAAAAUAUAGUCUGGCCCCCCACAAGGUCUGAGGGACAGUGGACCGGCCCCCUGCUGAAAAAGUUUGCAGACCCCUGAAUUUUAGGGCAUUGUAGGUGGCUCCCCUGCACAGGGCACCAAGCGGGGGGGGGGGAGCAAAAUUGUGAAGAUCCAUAACUGAGAAGAUGCAUUUUGGGGGUGCCAAAUUGUAUGAAAGGUGACCAAAGUCUGCCCCUGCCGGGCUAGUAAAACAUUUUUCAGGCUGGUAGCUUUUGUGGAGGCGAGUCAUGCUGAAUACUAAAAAAGAACAAGUGCCAAAUAAAUGCAAAGAUACUGUUAUUUGGUCUAGAAAAGGACAAGCAAGGCACAUUUAUAGGUGUCCUUCCAAGGCCAGGCCAAUACAUUUUGCUGCCUGGGACAAAGCAGCAUAGAGUGCGACCCCUCACCCCCCAAAUAAAGGUACAUAAUACCCAAGGCCACCAGCCAAGUUAUUUUGGCAUUUUGAGGCUGAAAAUCCCCCAUGCAUCUCUUCCUUCUCCUUGGCAGUAAAAAACCCCCAAGGGUAAUGAAGCCAGUUGAUAACAACCUGUUAGCUUUUCGUGACACCCGAAGUUUGCUGCCUCACUGUCUAACGGUAGGGCUGGCCCUGAAUACAUAGGAAGUAGCCUUAUGCCAAGUGAGACUUCUGGUUCACCGAUCUCAAUACAGUGGUACCUCGGGUUACAUACGCUUCAGGUUGCAGACUCCACUAACCCAGAAAUAUUACCUCAGGUUAAGAACUUUGCUUCAGGAUGAGAACAGAAAUCGUGCUCUGGUGGCGUGGCGGCAGCAGGAGGCCCCAUUAGCUAAAGUGGUGCUUCAGGUUAAGAACGGACCUCCGGAACUAAUUAAGUACUUAACCCGAGGUACCACUGUACUAUCAACAUUGAUUGUUUGCCAGGAAAGUUGACAGAGGAUGUUCUUUUCCCUAUCUGGAGAUGCCUGAGAUUGAACUGCCAAGCAGAUAUUCUGCUGCUCAGAUGUGGCCAUUCUUAGUUUCCACUUCUAGGGAGCAUUAUUCGACCCUGCAUGUGCUUUGUGCUAAAUUAUAUACACACACGUGUGUGUGUAUAUAUAUAAUAUCAAAAUUCUGAGCCGUGGAAAGCUGGAUCUUGCAACCUGUAUGGGAUGUGCACAGGUAUCACUGCUUAUAUUUGAUCAUUCAUUCUGCUAAUGAAUAACUUGGGUGGGGAUUGUUGGGACUGAAGCCCGGUACCGAAUCCUUAAGCGCUUCCCGCAAGGAAUCCUGCCAAACUGCUGCUCUGGUUUCUGAGAUAUUGGCAACACUGUUCACUUUCAAGCAUGUCACAGCUUUGAGGACUAGAAACUUACCUUUUUCAAAACCCGUAACAGGAACUGAAAUUCUCAGGACACUGAAUUCUGUACAUGGUACCAAAAUGCCAAGUUGCGCACGCGGAAUACUCAGCGGUUCUUGAAUCUGUCCCAGAGGCAAUGGGGGGGGGUGAGUUAUCUCCUUGAGGUGGUAAUGGCUCGGAUCUCCAAGACCCUUAACUAGUGUCUUUUUCUCAUUAAAACUUUUUUUUCCUAAAAAUAAAUCAAUAAAAGAAACUAUAAUUUU